This is a messenger RNA of Lampris incognitus (smalleye Pacific opah), 2760 nucleotides long. RefSeq names its product cyclin dependent kinase 5 (gene cdk5). The record is from RefSeq and is a predicted model, not a curated record. Gene Ontology annotation, molecular function: ATP binding; cyclin-dependent protein serine/threonine kinase activity. The coding region runs from base 96 to 974 and encodes 292 amino acids. Gene Ontology annotation, biological process: protein phosphorylation; axonogenesis; neuron apoptotic process. NCBI's taxonomy places the organism in Eukaryota, Metazoa, Chordata, Actinopteri, Lampriformes, Lampridae. Gene Ontology annotation, cellular component: nucleus; cytoplasm. The transcript is spliced from 12 exons.
GCUAACGCUAGGAGAGCACCGCAACACACCCGGUUUAAGGCUUUUAUCAGGCAGUAGUUUGUAAACUGUAUUAAGGCUGGCGUUACUAGCCAAACAUGCAGAAGUAUGAAAAGCUUGAAAAAAUUGGAGAGGGUACUUACGGUACUGUGUUUAAGGCUAAAAACAGAGAAACCCACGAAAUUGUGGCUUUGAAACGGGUCAGAUUAGACGACGACGACGAGGGGGUGCCAAGUUCUGCCCUGCGAGAGAUAUGUCUGCUGAAGGAACUGAAACAUAAAAACAUUGUCAGACUUCAUGAUGUUUUGCACAGUGACAAGAAGCUCACCUUGGUUUUCGAAUAUUGUGACCAGGAUUUGAAGAAAUAUUUUGACAGCUGCAAUGGGGACUUAGACCCUGAAACUGUCAAGUCAUUCAUGCAUCAGUUGUUGAAGGGUCUUGCUUUCUGUCAUAGUCGGAAUGUUCUUCACAGAGAUCUGAAGCCACAGAAUCUCCUCAUCAACAGAAAUGGGGAGUUGAAAUUGGCUGACUUCGGGUUGGCUCGAGCCUUUGGCAUUCCCGUGAGGUGUUAUUCAGCUGAGGUUGUGACAUUGUGGUACAGGCCUCCAGAUGUUCUCUUUGGUGCAAAACUUUAUUCUACCUCAAUUGACAUGUGGUCUGCUGGAUGCAUAUUUGCAGAGCUAGCGAAUGCUGGAAGGCCCUUAUUCCCUGGAAAUGAUGUGGAUGACCAGCUGAAGAGAAUCUUCAGGUUGUUGGGUACACCAACUGAAGAACAGUGGCAGACAAUGACAAAACUCCCAGAUUACAAGCCAUAUCCCAUGUAUCCUGCCACCACCUCGCUGGUGAAUGUGGUCCCCAAACUGAGUAGCACAGGACGGGAUCUACUGCAGAAUCUAUUGAAAUGCAACCCUGUCCAGAGGAUAUCAGCAGAGGAGGCACUGCAGCAUCCAUACUUUGCUGAUUUCUGUCCAACAUAGAUGCUAAACUGCCCGUUGUUUAAGCUCAGCCGCCUGAAUCAAUCAACCUUCACUCCCAUCAGGUCAUUAGGACCAGUCCAAACUAGGCAAAUCCUGUUGCAGUUUGAAAACACGUUCCUACAUUUCAUCCUGUUGUGCCUCUUUGUGGAUCUAAGUCCUAAUGGCUCUGCAAGAUUUUAGAUUCUGUUUGGUUUGAAGCCUGUCUGCUGAUUCUCAGUCUGUUGUGGUUUGUAUGGUUCUUCUAUUCACAGCAUUAGAGUAUGCAGUGUAUUGCUUUGAAUGCUUUAACGGUCCUUAUCCACAGACUCCUUUGCUCUAUAAGAACAAAUUUCAGAAAACAAUAUAUCCACUACAAACUGUCCCAGGUUAAAUACAUCUUUUAAAGUCUGAAAAUCACACCACUGGUGCAUAUAAAUUGCAUUGAUAGAAUUUCUUAUUGCCAUGUUUUAAAGUAAAUUUGCCACCAUGCACAACUUGAUAACGCCCUUCAGAAAUGUCGCAAUACUGGUGUUGGCAACAGAUUCCUGGUGCAGCUAAUGUUGGAUGUUAUCUCUUCACCAACAUAAUGGUAAAUAUUUUGUAUAAAAUUAAAAGUACUAACUAAGUGAUGUGUCACCUGAAUCAACUUCUGGACCAUUGCGAUAUUUUUAUGCUUGACAGAUCUAGAUAUGAUUUUGUGCUUAAGAUAAGUGUAAUUCCUCAUUCAGUCAAUAACCUAACCAUUUUAGAAUAGCGAAGAGAUGGCAGACAGGCAGACCCAUAUUGCUCUUAUCCCCCAUACAUGCAACUCUCUCCCACUACCUUUUUAAUUAAAGAUUGUAUAAUGGCUUUGAAGCAAAUUUAUACUAUUUUGAGUUAUUUCUCAGGCCUUUUCUCUUUUUUUGUGCACUUUGUACCUGGCAGUUGCAGUUUAAACAUUUUGGUAAUCUUUUAUUUUGUCAAGUAUGUUGAACACAAAGAACCAGAUUAUAGCCACGUUGUCUGCAAAUGGGCCAACAUACAGAUGUCAUGACUUUUGGACCAAUAGUGAGUCAUUACAUUUUUAUUUUAAACCAACUUUUAUUAUUCUCAUGUCGUCUUUCUUUUUUUUUUUAAAGAUGCUUAUUAAUUUGUAAUAGUUAAGUGAGAAAUGAGAAAAAAAAUUAUAUUUAGACCUGAAUUAUGUAAUGUUUUUUUUUGUACUACUGGCUGUGUCCAUUCUGGUUACUUAACUUAAAGCAGUAAACAGCCUGCAAUUGCUGUGUCACAGAAGUCAGCAUUAUGAGUUGUUUUUGAGGUUUUUAGCUAAAUAAGGUAAAUAUUUGCUAUUAUCGUGCUAAUGUAAGUAAGACAAAGUCAUGGAAUGCUUGUAUUUAUUAAGAGAAUGUUUGCUUUUUUUUGCAUUUAGUCUUUUUUUUUCUUUAAGUAAACCUUUUCAUUUGGUACAGAAAUUCUUUGAAUGAUGAAAAUCAAAACUGCUCUGGCAUUCAUGAAGCUAUUUUGUAGUAUAAUGCUUUAAAGUUGUGUGUGGAUUACACAAUGAUUUUAUUGUGAAACAAUGAGAGCGUCUGCUCUCAGCCUUUGGUUGUCAUUGUGAGGACAAGGUAUUUCAGUACUCUUUUCAGACGAACUGCUGUAGAGUUACAUAACAUAUUUCUUUGGUUUAAAAUGAAGAAUGGAUUUUGCACUUUGCUAGUAUCUUUGGUUUUAUUGGUAGAACUUGGGAAAUGUAUUUAGACAAAUGCUGUCAGCGGUCUUUCUGUAUAUUUCAACCACUAGAGUUCAGUAUUCAAUAAAGUGGACACCA